AUGGAGGAGCCAAAGAGAAAGAGCUUCCUCGACGUCGUCAAGCACAACCUUAGCUUGGCAGAUCGGUCGGAACCUGUCACGAGAUUUGUUUAUGUCGGUAGCUACAGUGGAUGUAGGGAUGACUUGCAAAGAUGGAUGAAGAACAAUGUCAAGGAACUGAACGAAGAGUAUAAGAAGAUUGUAUUUACUGGAUUGUUGCUUGUGUAUCCCGAAAGUGUCGUGCAUUUGAUUGAAGCUUCGGAAGAAGCAAUUUAUAAGCACUUACAAUUUGUUCAAAAGGACAAGUCUUCUAUGCUUAAAAAUGUCAUUCUCCUACCAGCUCGUUACUUUCUGUAUAUGAAGUAUUUUUCUGAAUGGCAUAUGGCAUACGUGACAAACCCUCCUAUGCUGUUUGAUCAAAUUGAUAGUCAAGAGUUGGAAGAAGUUGGCAAACAAAUAAGAAAUUGCUUAUUCAAAAUUUACUCGUUGUGCGAAUACCUGUCGAACCACAAAAAAAUGAUUGAUCAUUUGAAAGAUUUAAGUGAAUUACAACAUCUACUACCAGAAGUUACCGUAGUUGAGUACAUACUUUCUUUAACAGUGCCAGAAGUACAAAAUCUAAAAAUGUAUUUGAAGGAAUUCAAUCAAGUUCCACUUAUUCAUCUAUACAAUGGUAAAUAUCAUAGGUUAUUUUUAAUAUCAUUAGGUUGA
Molecule: messenger RNA, 690 nt
Organism: Copidosoma floridanum
Lineage: Eukaryota; Metazoa; Arthropoda; Insecta; Hymenoptera; Encyrtidae
Product: testis-expressed protein 47
Source: RefSeq, a predicted model, not a curated record